Messenger RNA from Babesia microti strain RI, 189 nucleotides. RefSeq lists its product as hypothetical. NCBI's taxonomy places the organism in Eukaryota, Apicomplexa, Aconoidasida, Piroplasmida, Babesiidae. The record is from RefSeq and is a predicted model, not a curated record. The transcript is spliced from 2 exons. The coding region runs from base 1 to 189 and encodes 62 amino acids.
AUGAUAUUUAAAUUGGCAUUUUUUCAAAUACUAUUAAUCCUUUCAAUGACAUUUUCGAUAGAAUCCACAGAAGCUUCAGGAUGGAACAUAAGGUAUCGCAAGGCACAGCCUAAGAAAACUAUUAAAUUAUCCAAUCUAGAGGUCAUUGUCACUAACAAACUAUGUAAAUGCAAGAUUGAUUAUAUAUAG